UUGUCUAUCGCGUGCGCAGAAGCUGUGUUUAUUUUGUUCUGCACAUGCGCAAGGUGUAACUACCCGGCGCGAUAUGAUGACGUAGUGGUUGGAGGUUACUGGGAAACCAUCAAGAAAAGUGACAGAGAAAUGAGUUGCACACUUGAAAAAGUGCUGUCUGACGCAAAAGCCCUCGUGGAGCGGUUACGAGAGCAUGAUGGAGCUGCAGAAGCCCUUAUUGAGCAAACCACAGUGCUCAACAAACGCGUUGAAGCUAUGAAACAGUACCAAGAGGAAAUCCAAGAGCUGAAUGAAGUAGCCCGACAUCGGCCUCGCUCCACUCUGGUGUUGGGUAUCCAGCAGGAGAACCGUCAGAUCAGAGCAUUACAGCAAGAGAAUAAAGAAUUACGGACAUCUCUUGAAGAGCAUCAGUCAGCGCUGGAGCUUAUCAUGAGCAAAUACAGAGAGCAGAUGUUCAGGCUGCUGAUGACCAGCAAGAAGGAGGAUCCUGGAAUCGUUAUGAAGUUGAAGGAGCAGCAUUCCAAGGAUUUGCAGACGCAUGUUGAAAAGAUCAGUGAAAUGACAGCAGUGAUGAAACGCGCUAUUGAGAUUGAUGACCAGCAGGGAACUAGCGAGUACGAUCGUAUCCUAAAGCUUGAGCAAGAAAACAAAGGCUUGCGAGAAAUCCUUCAGAUCACCAGAGAAUCGUUUCUAAAUCUGCGAAUGGAAGAGUUACCAGAAAAUACGUCUCUUUCAGCGGUUGCUCAUAGCACGGAUAUGAACUUAAGGAAAAACUGAAAAGCCUGCAAGCUCCUGUUUUCGAUCGGAGAGUAUGUGACAAGCAGUCUUACAAGAGACAUUAGCCAAAUUAUGUGAACAAAUUAUAUUUUAAACAGACUGUUUUGCCCUAUAUUUUUACAUUCACACCCUGAACGGUACACUGGAUAACUGACACUUCCUCGAAUGCUAAAUGAUCUCCAAAGCUUUUUUUUUAUAUGGUAUUAAGGUAAAACAUUUUAUUUUACUUGGUAUUAAUAUGAAGAUGGUGCAUAUUUAUAGGGCAUUGGACAUUGAACAAAAAAAAAAUAGAAAAGUGAAAAAAAACUCUUGAAAACCUUGAAGUGCUAUUUUUUUCAGGAAGUAUCUGUGAACGAUAUAAAUAUUGUGAAUAUAUUUUUACAGCGUGCAUGAAACUAUAAAAACCAUAUAGAGAAUUUUCUUUAAAUUCUGUUAAAUAUUCAUAUAGAUAUAUAAAAAAGUUUUAAAUUAA
Messenger RNA from Bombina bombina (fire-bellied toad), 1249 nucleotides. RefSeq names its product FGFR1 oncogene partner 2 (gene FGFR1OP2). Lineage: Eukaryota; Metazoa; Chordata; Amphibia; Anura; Bombinatoridae. The coding region runs from base 130 to 777 and encodes 215 amino acids. The transcript has 6 exons. Gene Ontology annotation, biological process: response to wounding. The record is from RefSeq and is a predicted model, not a curated record.